AGAAAUCUAGGGCUUUUACAUUCGUAUCAAUAUCGAAUAGAAUACUAGCCCUGGAUUUACCAACGCUUGGUGCAUGUAUUGUGGCUUCCUCCCGAAGGCCCUAUCCCGAACGUCUCGGUCAUUCAAAUACCGGAGGAGUUUUCCAUACAUGUAGGCGUGUACACUUUCAAGCAACCUAUCUAAGUUCAGUCAUAAUUUCCAACAUAGAGACCAUACAGCCCACGAUGUCAGACCCGAAACCACAUAUCGUCCUCAUCCCCGGCCUCUGGGUUGGCCCCAAAGUCUAUUCUGACGUCUCCUCCAAUCUCCAAUCUCAGAACUACACAACCACCACCAUCCCACUGCGCAGUACAGGCUGCCGAUCUCCCGGAAACCCAAGCAUGCACGAUGACGAAGAAUUCAUCCGCAGCAAACUUGUACAGCUUAUCGAGACCGAGCAGAAGGACAUUGUCAUGGUGAUGCAUUCCGCAGGUGGGUUUUUAGGAACAGCUGCCGUCAAGGACUUGAGUAAGAAAACGAGAUCUGAGAGAGGAAUGAAGGGUGGUGUUGUGGGGUAUGUGUUCUUGAGCGCAGCGUUUGUGGAGGUUGGUUAUGAGCAUGUGGAUCCGCCGUUUUUUGUUGUGAAUAAUGAUACGGGAGAAACGCACUGCAUUGAUCCUAAAAGCACUCUAUUCAAUGAUAUGGAUGAGGAGAGUACGGCGAAGUGGAUAAAGGAACUACGAUGCCAACCUGCCAAAGGUUGGGGUUUGACUACUGAGUAUGCGGGGUUCCGGGAUGCACCAAGUGUGUAUCUGAUCUGUGAGAAGGAUGAGUGUGUUCCAUUCGAGUGGCAGACAAAACUUGCAACAUUGGCAGGAUCUAGGAUGGAGAGAUGUGCUGCUGGACACAUGCCUAUGCUGAGCAUGCCGGAAAAGGUUGUAGAAGUUAUCAUUGGUGCUGCGAAGGAGUUUGGUCUAUCACCAUCAGCCUAG
Cadophora gregata is the source of this 971-nucleotide messenger RNA. RefSeq lists its product as uncharacterized. The transcript is spliced from 3 exons. The coding region runs from base 225 to 971 and encodes 248 amino acids. The record is from RefSeq and is a predicted model, not a curated record. Lineage: Eukaryota; Fungi; Ascomycota; Leotiomycetes; Helotiales; Ploettnerulaceae.